CUUCCCUGCAUAAUAGUUUUAUAAUGAAGCCGCCGUCCCCAGACAGAUAACAUUUACAGUUGUUUCCCUGCUCCUCUGCGUCAAUAGCACUUCCCCAAAGAUAACGCAUCGUGCACAGGUGUUUGCUCCACUUGCGAAUUAGCAUGUUUAUCUGUGAAUCGUUUGCAUGAACGCAAACAUGUGUCUCGCCCAAAGUAUGCACUCGGUGCAGCAUAUCUCUGUUGACUCUGUGUCGAGCAGCAGCUUCACCGACACCUAAAAAAAAAGAUGAAUCUCACCACUGCAGACAAGUGCUGCGCCUUCGAGUCGCCCAUCCUGGAUCAAGUUUUGCCUCCGAUUCUGGUCUUGGAGUUCAUGUUUGGGCUUAUGGGGAACUUUGUCGCUUUGUGGAUGUUCAUCUUUCACAUGGACACAUGGAAGCCCAACGCGGUGUACCUGACUCACCUGGCUGUCGCAGACUCCAUCGUGCUGUUCUGCCUUCCUUUCAGGGCCGACUACUACCGGCGUGGGAAAAACUGGCUGUACGGCGACGCUUUGUGUCGCAUCUUGCUCUUUCUGCUCGCAGCAAACCGUGCAGCCGGGAUCUUCUUCCUCACCGCGGUGGCUGUGGACCGAUACUUCAAGAUCGUCCACCCAAGGAACCGGAUCAACCAGAUGGGCCUCGGCUACGCUCUCUGGGUCUCCCUCGGCCUCUGGGGUUUGAUCUUUCUCGCCACCGGCUACCUUCUCGCCAACGAGCACUUCUUCUACAACGGCAACCGAACCCAAUGCGAGAGUUUCAACAUCUGCAUGGGCUUCAGUCCGCUCUCCACCUGGCACAACACCUUUUACGUCACCCAGUUCUUCCUGCCGACCUCAAUCGUCGCCUUCUGCACCAUCCGAAUCACGUGGCAGCUGAGGAUCCGAACCGUGGACAAGAAGGGGAAAAUCAAGCGGGCCGUGCAGUUCGUCAUGGCCGUGGCCUUGAUCUUCAUCACCUGCUUCUUCCCCAGCACCAUAUCUCGCAUCGCCGUGUGGAUCCUCAAAGCGUGGUACGACGAGUGCAAGUACUUCCAGGAGGCCAACCUGGCGUUCUACACGUCGGUGUGUUUCACAUACUUCAACAGCGUCCUCAACCCCGUCGUGUAUUAUUUCUCGAGUCCGGCCUUCAGCGGCACCUUCAAAAAGCUCCUGAAUAAACUGCUGAGGAGGAGCGAUGACGAAGAACAGAAGGAGCCGGCUGAGAGCGGCGUUUCCACCGUCGAUGGUAGAAAGGUGUGAAGCCAGCUGAUGUUUGUGUUGUUUAAUAAACUCUGAUGAAUCCAUAAUGUUAAAGGCCCGGCUACUGAGAGAUUACCAUUAUUUUUAUGAUUAUAAUAUUUAUAGAAUUUGAGGACA
Molecule: messenger RNA, 1377 nt
Organism: Plectropomus leopardus (leopard coralgrouper)
Lineage: Eukaryota; Metazoa; Chordata; Actinopteri; Perciformes; Serranidae
Product: hydroxycarboxylic acid receptor 3-like
Biological process (GO): G protein-coupled receptor signaling pathway
Cellular component (GO): membrane
Molecular function (GO): G protein-coupled receptor activity
Source: RefSeq, a predicted model, not a curated record